Messenger RNA from Lontra canadensis (Northern American river otter), 2295 nucleotides. It is a transcript of the gene EPN3, whose product is annotated as epsin 3. Gene Ontology annotation, molecular function: phospholipid binding; clathrin binding. The coding region runs from base 371 to 2278 and encodes 635 amino acids. Gene Ontology annotation, cellular component: endosome; clathrin vesicle coat; plasma membrane. NCBI's taxonomy places the organism in Eukaryota, Metazoa, Chordata, Mammalia, Carnivora, Mustelidae. The record is from RefSeq and is a predicted model, not a curated record. Gene Ontology annotation, biological process: endocytosis. The transcript is spliced from 10 exons.
ACACCAGCUGGCAAGAGGCAGAGCCGCAGCCCUUUCUGGGGACCCUGCCGCCACCCUUCCAAGGGGUCUGCGCCUCCUGGGAGAGGGUGGGCAUCUCCAGGACACGGGUCCAUGGUGGAUGGCUCUGGGGACGCUCCCGAGGCUGUGCUGUCUCCCUGCCGAGCGGGUCGGAAGGUCACUGCAGAGGCUGCUCACAGUCCCAGGGCUGGGGCCAAGGGAGUCUGCACCAGAGACCCAUGUGGAACCAAGGAUGCAGCCGCCCUGCUGAGAACACGGCGGCCCAUCUCUGGAGACCGUGACCUCGAGACGGUGGCCCUCGGCCCUCCACCUCUGGCUGGAGCGGGGGCCGCCCAUCUCCAAGUCCCCAGCCAUGACGACCUCCGCACUGCGGCGCCAGGUCAAGAACAUCGUGCACAACUACUCGGAGGCAGAGAUCAAGGUGCGCGAGGCCACCAGCAAUGACCCAUGGGGCCCGCCCAGCUCGCUCAUGUCUGAGAUCGCCGACCUGACCUUCAACACAGUGGCCUUCGCAGAGGUCAUGGGCAUGCUGUGGCGGCGGCUCAACGACAGCGGCAAGAACUGGCGGCACGUGUACAAGGCGCUGACGCUGCUGGACUACCUGCUCAAGACGGGCUCUGAGCGGGUGGCCCACCAGUGCCGCGAGAACCUCUACACCAUCCAGACGCUCAAGGACUUCCAGUACAUCGACCGGGACGGCAAGGACCAGGGUGUCAACGUGCGUGAGAAGGUCAAGCAGGUGAUGGCCUUGCUCAAGGACGAGGAGCGCCUCCGGCAGGAGCGGACCCAUGCCCUCAAGACCAAGGAGCGCAUGGCACUGGAGGGCACGGGCAUUGGCAGCGGGCAGCUGGGCCUCGGACGCUCUCGCGGUUCCCCGUCCUCCUACAACUCCUCCUCCUCAUCCCCCCGCUAUACCUCGGACUUGGAGCAGGCCCGGCCCCAGACGUCGGGAGAAGAGGAGCUGCAGCUGCAGCUGGCCUUGGCCAUGAGCCGGGAGGAGGCUGAGAAGCCGGUCCCCCCAGCAUCCCACAGGGAUGAGGAUCUACAGCUGCAGCUGGCUCUGCGUCUGAGCCGGCAGGAGCAUGAGAAGGAGGUGAGGUCCUGGCGGGGAGAUGACUCCCCUGUGGCCAAUGGUGCUGGGGCCGCGGUCCGCCAUUGGCAAGACAAAGAGCCAGAGAGAGAAGAGAGAAAGGAGGAGGAGAAGCUGAAAACCAGCCAGUCCUCCAUCCUGGACUUGGCAGACAUCUUCGCACCCACCCCGGCCCCGCCCUCCACCCACUGCUCCGCUGACCCAUGGGACAUCCCAGGUCUCAGGCCGAACACAGAGCCCAGUGGCUCCUCCUGGGGGCCUUCUGCAGACCCCUGGUCUCCUGUUCCCUCAGGAAGCAACCUGUCCAGAAGCCAGCCCUGGGACUUGCCCCCUAUGCUCUCCUCCUCUGAGCCCUGGGGCCGGACCCCAGUGUUGCCCGCCAGACCCCCUUCCACAGACCUCUGGGCACAGAACUCCCCCCAACACAAGCUCCCCAACACUGGGGCUGACCCUUGGGGGACCUCAGUGGAGAUCUCCAGUGCACCUGCUCUAGGUGGUACCUCACCCUUUGACCCAUUUGCCAAACCUCCAGUAUCCACAGAGACCAAGGAGGGGCCAGAGUGUGCGCAGGCCCUGCCCUCUGGGAAGCCCAGCAGUCCCGUCGAGCUGGACCUGUUUGGAGACCCCAUCCCCAGUUCCAAGCAAAAUGGCACCAAGGAGCCAGAUGCCUUUGACCUGGCUAUACUGGGGGAGACGCUAACCCAGCCCAGCCAGGAGGCCCGAGCAUGCCGGACUCCAGAGUCUUUCCUGGGCCCUUCAGCCUCCUCUUUGGUCAACCUUGAUUCAUUAGUCAAGGCGCCCCAGGCCGCAAAGACCCGAAACCCCUUCCUGACAGGUCUCAGCGCUCCAUCCCCCACCAACCCCUUCGGUGCGGGCGAGCAGGCGAGGCCGACCCUGAACCAGAUGCGCACGGGGUCGCCGGCGCUGGGCUUGGCGGCCAGCGGGCCGGUCGGGGCGCCCUUGGGCUCCAUGACCUACAGCGCCUCCCUGCCCCUUCCGCUCAGCAGCGUGCCGGCCGGCGUGACCCUCCCCGCCUCGGUGAGCGUCUUCCCGCAGGCGGGCGCCUUCACGCCGCCGCCCGCGAGGCUGCCGCAGCCACUGCUGCCUACGUCGGGUUCCGCCGGGCCACUCCAGCCGCCCCAACAGGCCGGCACCAACCCCUUCCUCUGAGCGCAGCCCCGCCCCGC